This is a messenger RNA of Pyricularia grisea, 474 nucleotides long. RefSeq lists its product as uncharacterized. The coding region runs from base 1 to 474 and encodes 157 amino acids. The transcript has 2 exons. Lineage: Eukaryota; Fungi; Ascomycota; Sordariomycetes; Magnaporthales; Pyriculariaceae. The record is from RefSeq and is a predicted model, not a curated record.
AUGCGCAUAUUGAAGUUUGUCGCCGCCGCCGCCCUACUGCUACCGGUCCUGGACCUCACAACCCCCGCACCCACUGCCCUCACCCUCCCCUCCAACAACCUAGUCGAACAGGCAAUCGCCCCAUUUCGGCUGCAAGCCCGCGGCGGCAAAACGCAGUGGACACGCAGCGCAGUAGUGAACACACCGCCCUCGAGAACGCCGCGCAAGCAGGUUGUCACCUUGCAGCAAGCGCAGCCUGCCACUGUGCAGUCGGCCACCUUGUCGCGACUCGCGUACUACGUGAUUCACCCACAGAAGUGCUGGAAGUGCAAGAUCGUCUUUGGCGUCGUCUCGUUGCCAGGUAUAGAGGGUGUGACCCCCUCAAAGUGCGCAGGCGUCGCGAGGGAGGGCGCUUGGUCGGAGGUUGCGUUGAUGGGUGCGUUAUCUUUCGUUGGUGAUGCUCUUGGCUUAGAAUCGUCAAAAUCGGCGAAAUGA